Molecule: messenger RNA, 1371 nt
Organism: Trichoplax adhaerens
Lineage: Eukaryota; Metazoa; Placozoa; Uniplacotomia; Trichoplacea; Trichoplacidae
Exons: 20
Coding region: 1-1371 (456 amino acids)
Biological process (GO): tRNA wobble position uridine thiolation
Cellular component (GO): cytosol
Molecular function (GO): tRNA binding; sulfurtransferase activity
Source: RefSeq, a predicted model, not a curated record
AUGUGCAACGUAGAAGAUCAAGAUCUUCUACCUCCCAGUAAGGCAAAGAAUGCGAGUCGGACUUGUAUCAAAUGUAAGGAAGUAGCUCAAAUAGUUCUCAGAGCGGAUAACUGUUAUUGCAGAUCUUGUUUCAUUGCUUAUUUUACUCACAAAUUUCGAGCAACUAUUGGAAAGUCUAAAUUGAUCAGAUCAAAUGAAAAGGUUUUAUUGGCAUUCUCUGGUGGCCCACGAUCUUCAGCUAUGCUAUAUUUAGUCCAUGAGGGCCUGUCUGAAAAUAUUCAUAAAAAGCUGCGAUUUCUACCUGGAGUUGUAUUUAUAGAUGAUGGUGCAAUCCUACAGCUAUCGGAAAAUGAACGGCGUAAUUACUUAGAAUUUAUUCGCACAACCGUAUCGAAGACAGGUUUUCCGUUAUUUUGCGAGAGUUUAGGAAAGAUAUUUCCAACCAAUCAAGAUACCAAUAUCCAAAGUAAUCUCUUAUCGUCGGACUUGAGCAACACUACUCGUAGCGACGCUACUUCAAGUUCUAAUUUUGACCUAGAUACUUUAAUUAAAAGAUUUAAAAAUGAUGAACUAAAAAUCGUGCAAGUUUUCGAAAAGUUACCCAACUCUACAGCUAAAGAGGACAUGUUACAUAUUUUAAGAAAAAAAUUAAUCCAACAAAUUGCUGAAGCGAACGGUUAUACAAAGGUUAUGUUUGCUGAUUGUGGAACUAGGCUAGCAGUCAAAAUUUUAAGUGAUAUUGCUCAAGGCCGGGGCUCAUCGGUUGCACAUGACGUGACCUUUGCUGAUGAGAGAAAUCAAGCAGUCACUCUCGUUAGACCUAUGAGGGAAUUUCUGACGAAAGAAGUUGCAAAUUAUUUGACGCUGAAAAGUAUAGAUUACAGAACUAGGUUAUCCUUAACAACUAUGAAGCCGGUUAAAAGUAGCAUCGAACGUUUAACUGAAAAUUUUGUUACAGACUUGCAGGCCAGCUUUCCUUCAACAGUAAAUACCAUUUGUAGAACUGGAGAUAAAUUAUCAGUAGGGGAUACUUCCAAGAUUGAUGCUGAUGCAAUUUGUCCUUUAUGCGACUCUCGCAUAGAUACCAACAAUAGCUUGGAAGGUAAAACAACAUCUAAAACUACAUCUAAAAUAUGUCAGAAUACUGCUGAUUCUUGCUGCGGUGAAGGUGAUGGUUCCUGCAAUAGAAUUGCAAGGAUAAACUUAACUGCUAAAGAAAUCGAAGAUAGACUGUGUUAUGGUUGUAGGUUAAUAUUCCAUAGCAAUAAUUGGGAAAUGGAUGAUUUACCCCAGUUUCUGAUAGAUGCUAUUGAAAAGCAAUUGAGGAGGAAAAGAUUGAAAGAAGAAAUUGAAGAGUUCUUAUUGGAUUAA